Epithele typhae is the source of this 762-nucleotide messenger RNA. Its product is annotated as thaumatin-like protein. Bases 1 to 762 code for a protein of 253 amino acids. Gene Ontology annotation, biological process: defense response. Lineage: Eukaryota; Fungi; Basidiomycota; Agaricomycetes; Polyporales; Epitheliaceae. The transcript has 7 exons. Gene Ontology annotation, cellular component: extracellular region. The record is from RefSeq and is a predicted model, not a curated record.
AUGAAGUUCGCUCUCGUUGCACUCGCCAUCGCCGCAGGGGCCUCCGCCCGCACGUUCACCGUGUACAACAACUGCCCGUUCACCAUCUGGCCCGGGAUGUUCACGGACCUGAACGUCGCGCAGAACGUGCCCAGCCAGCCGAACGGCUGGGAGCAGGCCGCGUUCCAGGCCGUCUCCUUCUCCGUGCCCAACAACUGGAAGGCGGGCCGCAUCUGGGGCCGCCGCAACUGCAACUUCGCCACCAACCCGGGCCCGAACUCGUGCCUCGACGGCGGCUGCAACGGCGGCCUCGUCUGCGACUCGCGCACCGGCACCGGCGUCCCGCCCGCGACCGUCGCCGAGUUCACGCUCCAGGGCGCCGGGAACCAGGACUUUUACGACGUCUCGCUCGUGGACGGGUACAACCUGCCGAUGAGCAUCACGAACAACAAGGGCUGCCACAUCGCGAACUGCCCCGUCGACCUCGGCCCCAACUGCCCGUCGCAGCUCAAAGGCCCCUUCGAUUCGACCGGCUUUCCCGUCGGCUGCAAGAGCGCCUGCGUGGCCCACCUCGCCUCCGACCCCAACAACGACCCGAACUGCUGCACGGGCUCGCACAACACCCAGGGGACGUGCCCGUCGUCCGGCGUGCAGUUCUACUCGUACUUCAAGAGCAACUGCCCGAACUCGUACGCGUACGCGUUCGACGAGCCGAGCGGGACGGCGCUCUGGACGUGCAACUCGGCCCUCAACGCCGACUACACGAUCACCUUCUGCCCGUGA